Molecule: messenger RNA, 1179 nt
Organism: Oldenlandia corymbosa var. corymbosa
Lineage: Eukaryota; Viridiplantae; Streptophyta; Magnoliopsida; Gentianales; Rubiaceae
Source: the annotation of a GenBank genome assembly
AUGGCGGUGGCUGAGGAUAAGAUUCACAGUGACGUCUUGCUGUUUAACCGUUGGUCUUACGAUGAUGUUCAGAUCAGUGAUAUGUCUGUUGAAGAUUAUAUCACUGCGACCUCUUCCAAGCAUCCAGUUUACAUUCCCCACACUGCUGGAAGGUAUCAAGCAAAGAGAUUCAGGAAGGCUCAGUGCCCGAUUGUGGAGAGGCUGACCAACUCAUUGAUGAUGCAUGGCCGGAACAAUGGGAAAAAGCUGAUGGCUGUUCGUAUUGUGAAGCAUGCCAUGGAAAUUAUCCAUCUGCUAACUGAUGAAAAUCCAAUUCAGAUUAUUGUGAAUGCAGUGAUAAACAGUGGGCCAAGAGAAGAUGCCACUCGUAUUGGUUCUGCUGGAGUCGUGAGGCGUCAAGCUGUUGAUAUUUCUCCUCUCAGACGUGUGAACCAAGCUAUCUAUCUUCUUACUACUGGUGCUCGUGAGAGUGCUUUCAGGAAUAUCAAGACAAUCGCUGAGUGCCUUGCUGAUGAACUCAUCAAUGCUGCCAAAGGAUCUUCAAACAGCUAUGCAAUCAAGAAGAAGGAUGAAAUUGAAAGGGUUGCCAAAGCCAAUCUUGGAAAUAGUGGUCACAUCAUCAUUGAUGGCCACAGCAGCUCAAGCCCGCAGAUGAGGAGAUGCUUCACACCGUGUUGCAGCCGCAGUAGUAAUGCAGGGGAAGCCGUAUUGGAUUCAGGUUCAAGUGUGGUGAGGAAGUUUUAUGAAGGAAUCAAUGCUCGUGAUCUGAGUUCAGUGGAGAAUCUUAUCUCUGAGAAUUGUGUCUAUGAGGACCUCGUCUUCCCUCAACCCUUUGUGGGCCGUAAGGCAAUCCUAGACUUCUUCAAGAAGUUCAUCGAUACCUUCAGCGCUGAUCUGCAGUUUGUCAUUGAUGAUUUAUCUAAGACUGAUGAUUCUGCAGUUGGGGUGACUUGGCAUUUGGAAUGGAAGGGAAAGCCGUUUCCUUUUAGCAAAGGCUGCAGCUUUUACAAGUUGGAAGUUGUGAAUGGGCAGAGACAAAUACUCAUACAGCAGAGGGAUGUGGAUAAACUAACUAAUCGUGCAGUUGGAAAAUUGCUUUCGACAGAAGGAAUCACAAAGAAUUGCCCAACGAGUGUUUUGAUAAAGCAAGAUGGAGAACUGCAAUUUACAGUGAGAUAA